Messenger RNA from Gamsiella multidivaricata, 1134 nucleotides. RefSeq lists its product as uncharacterized. NCBI's taxonomy places the organism in Eukaryota, Fungi, Mortierellomycota, Mortierellomycetes, Mortierellales, Mortierellaceae. The transcript is spliced from 3 exons. Bases 96 to 983 code for a protein of 295 amino acids. The record is from RefSeq and is a predicted model, not a curated record.
GCGCUUCUUACCUUCAUCACUUGCGCUGUUACUUCUUGAUUAUAUUCAUCGGACAAAUAAGGUAAUGGUGUUGACAUGUUUCAGUUGUCUGACUUAUGAAUGGGCAAGGCGGUGUUGACGAUUCAGGAUUGCCCAUCUUCGGCUUGAAUGUUUGUGUGCGGUGUGGAGGUGGCCUGAAUAAUAGGCACAUUACGCCGAUGACCAGCUUGAGAAGGACUCACAACCUUUUUGGGCUGUCCAUGCUUUUAAAACGGUGCUCGACUCUCUUCUCGCCGAUAGCCAAGCGCAAAGCAAAUGAUGAAGCAUCAAUCACCAUUGCAAGCGACAAAACAUCGAUCAUCAUUGCAAGUGAACAAAUAUCAAUCACCAGUGCAAAGGAAGAAGCAUCAUUCACCAAAAUCCAUGGCAAGACAUCAGCCUGCAGUUGUCAGCAAAGAGUGGAUUUGUUGGCUCUAGGUCGCAAGAUAGAUGGACUACUCAUAUGCGGAGAUGGACAAUAUGAGAUCGGCGUAUUAGAGAUGGGAAAGGCAGAUGAAGGCACCACAGCAACUAAGGUCUUGAGUGAUGGAAGGAAGCUAGCGAAACUUUUGAAAGAUAUGUUUGAUACUAUUGGUAGUCAGUGUCUGCGGGCAGGUGAGAUCAAGGGUAAGUUGCAAGUGUAUGGACUUGUGUCUGGAUUGCGAGUCAAAUUUGUGUCGUUACGAUAUCUGGAAGGUCGUUUCUACCGUCUGACACGGGAGCACACCAUCUCAGUUCCACUGAAGUGGACAGAAAAGAGCAUCCGCAGAAUUUUGGUUAUCGUGGCAGAGUUUUUGCUGUUCAGGAAUCGUAUGGAAGCAACGGCGAAGCUUGUGGAGGAUCGGUCCAAUCCUAAUGUUGAUGAGCUCAAGAAUGUGAUGUCUGGGUCAGUUCGCUCCUGUACCCCACCAGCCUAUGCCCGCACUCUUUCUAUACCCAAAAACUCGCCAAAGCGUCGUCGAUGAGGUUUCUUUUGAUAUGGCAAAACUAUUUACUAUGUUUAUAUUCUCUCAGUCUGCCGAACAAAAAAUAAAUAUGAGAAAUAUAUUGGCUUCUCUCAAGUAUAGCUACUGAAUGCGUAAUUUUUAAGGAAAGCCUUACAAAUUUAAUUUUGUC